CUAUCCACUCAAUGAUGCUGCAGAAACUGUCAACGAAAUUGGAUCUUCUAUCAGUAGAGUAAUGGGAGGAACAAGUGGCAUCAUAUAUAAUAUAUUCUGUAAGGCAGCAUAUGCACAAUUGAAAGCAGACAGCCACUCUGUUGUUACACCCAUGCAGUGGGCUGAUGCACUCGAAGCUGGCAUUGCAGCAGUCAGUAAAUAUGGGGGGGCUAGUGUAGGUCAUCGCACUCUGUUAGAUGCUCUUACUCCGGCAUUGUUGGUUCUUAGAGAGAGAUUAACUGCUGGGGAUGAUCCUGUCGAUGCUUUUGUUCUCUCGUCUCAAGCAGCACUGGAUGGGGCUGAGUCCACUAAACACAUGCAAGCGCAGGUGACGCUUGAUUCGAUGCUUUUCCUUUCUGAGUAUUGGAUUCAACAUGGAUGUGUGUUUUCCGUUCGUUCUUUUCCUUUUUAA
This is a messenger RNA of Ilex paraguariensis (yerba mate), 451 nucleotides long. NCBI's taxonomy places the organism in Eukaryota, Viridiplantae, Streptophyta, Magnoliopsida, Aquifoliales, Aquifoliaceae. The record is from the annotation of a GenBank genome assembly.